CCGAACUGGGCGUCAGGUCGGGGAGCCGGUCGGGUUCCCGCUCGCUGCCGCCGCCGCUGCCGCCGCCGCCGCCCCCCUCCCGCAGUGACUCUCCCGCCUCUCCCGCCGCGGGAGCUGCAUCGCUAACUCUGCUCGGCCGUGGAGUCGCUGGCCCGGGAGCACAGAGUUCUGGACCCGACGCGUCGCGCCGAGCCCCCCAUCACCUCUAGCCGGGGCGACCCCUCCCCGGUCCUCCCCGGUCCUACGCGGCCGCCGGAGCCCCCAGCUCCGAGAGACCCCACGGUUCGGUGGCGGCAUUCCGGUUCCUGCACUCCCACAGCCGCCGCCCCCCACCCUGAACAUGGACUCCGACUCCUGCGCCGCCGCCUUCCACCCUGAGGAGUACUCCCCCGGCUACAAGAGGCGCAGGACCGUGGAGGACUUCAACAAAUUCUGCACCUUUGUCUUGGCCUACGCGGGCUACAUCCCCUACCCGAAGGAGGAACUGCCCUUGCGGAGCAGCCCAAGCCCCGCCAACAGCACGGCGGGCACCAUCGACAGCGACGGCUGGGACGCCGGCUUCACUGACAUCUCGUCGGGGGUGCCCUUGCCGGUCUCGGAUCGCUGCUUCGGCCACCUGCAGCCCGCCCUCCUUCAGCGGGCCAAGCCCAGCAACUUCCUGCUGGACAGAAAGAAGACCGACAAGCUGAAGAAGAAGAAGAAGAGGAAGCGAAGGGACAGCGACGUGCCUGUGAAGGAGGGGUACAUGGGCAGCCUGCUGAAGCUGGAGGCCGCCGACCCGUACGCGGAGACCCCCACGAGUCCCGCCUUGCAGGGCGUCCCCCAGGCCCCCGGCGACCCCUGCUCGGGCUGGGACUCCGACACCCCUUCCAGCGGGUCCUGUGCCGCCGCCACCCCCGACCAGGCCAAGGAGAUAAAGACUGAAGGCAAACGGACUAUCGUCCGGCAGGGGAAGCAGGUGGUGUUCCGCGACGAGGACAGCACCGGCAACGACGAGGACAUCAUGGUGGAUUCGGACGACGACUCGUGGGACCUCGUCACCUGCUUCUGCAUGAAGCCCUUCGCCGGCCGCCCGAUGAUCGAGUGUAACGAGUGCCACACCUGGAUUCACCUGUCCUGUGCCAAAAUCCGGAAGUCCAACGUUCCGGAAGUGUUCGUCUGCCAAAAGUGCCGGGACUCCAAGUUCGACAUCCGCCGCUCCAACCGCUCCCGCAUGGGCUCCCGGAAGCUGUUCCUGGACUGACCGCGGGCGAGGGCGGAGACUGCGGGGGAAGAGUCGGAAGGGACGGUGGGCUCUCGGGCCCCUUUCUUAGUUGAGCACAGAACUCUCAGCUCUGGUGCAGGCAGACCCUGCCAUUCAGGUGCCUAAGCAAAAGGACAGGCUGUCCAAGGUCUCAUCUGUACAUAGCCGGUAACUGAGGAGGGUCCUCGCAGGCCGAAGCCGCUGCCGCCGGAGCUGUGGUCUCUGCCCUGGAGGCGGGCUCCGCGCUCCAGCGCGGCGGGUUUGCUUCGGCUGAAAAGGAAGGUCCGUGGUAGUUGUGAGUUCUUGCUAUUGUUAAACUCCCACCGGUUAGAACAAGUGCUGUUACUCCUGCUUCCGCUGUGUUGGGGACAAGUGUUUCCCCGGCCUGUUAACAAACAGCCAUACGUGCAAAGUUUUUCUCAAGUGUAAGUCUUUUACCGUAAAUGUCUGUACAGCAACCAUCAAAGCCGCCCCCCCCCUCAGUGGCUCACUCUCCCCACUGCCUCCGCGCCGCCUCUGCCCCUCUGCCUGCUGGACUCUGUCUCCCUCCGAGAGCAGCUGGGGGCGCGGGCAGGCCGGUGGUCCUUAGGUUUCCUUCCGUUCGUUAAAAAGGAUAGUGUGUGGCCGCUUCGCUGUAGAAAGAGGGUUGCUUCUUGGGGGAUGGAGGUGGCCCAUGUUCAUAACUCAGUUUCCUGUUUUGCACGAUGUAAAAAUCCUGUCUAUUUGCACGAUGUAGCCAAAAGUAUUGGCAGAUUUUUGCCUGGGUGCCAUUUUUCUCCACUUGGCCUGUGGGAGCCAGUGGGUGCCCAGGCAGGGUGUUUUGAAGCAAGGGGGCACUUGGGGGCCUUCCUCACCUCUUCCCCUCCCCUUGUUCCUUCCAGUAGCAGCAUAAGAGUUAGGCAGUCCCUCGGGAACGGCGUUCCUGGCUUAAUGGGUGAAGGGAGAUGGGAGACGGGCCUCUCCCCGCGUGGUUCUCAGUGUCCCUAGUGCAGGUGGGCCUGCUGGCUCCACAGGCCAAGGUUAGGACCCGGAGCCUUUUUGGUGAAUGAGUGAGUGAGUGAUACGGUAACGUUGGCCUCCAGUUACAUGCCAUUGAACUGUGCAGAGUUGCUCGCAGGGGGCCUGGGAGGGCCCAGCUCUGAGAAGCCGGGGAGUCCCAGAGGCCUGCCAGGCUCUGCCCCAGUGAGCCCUGGGGCCCUGCGGGGGAGGGCUUCAGCUUGGUCUCAGACUGACAGUGUUUUAGCAGUUCCGAUACAUGUUCUCAGAAAACUUCUUUUUAAAUGGAUGGGUGUGUUUUCACGAAUACUGUUUCUUGUAAAAGCAUGAAAAGGGAAGAAUGCCCAAGUUGGUCAUGUGUGUUUACAGCAGGAGGGAGCCCAGUCUCCCCGCCGGGGGCUUCUCCACGGGGCACCCUGCGCGGGCCAGCAGGGGGGCUCCCUCCACCUUCUCACCGAAGAAGCACCUGGGGCUUGAGCUGUGACCGGCUCAGCAGAGCCCGCAUGUUGUCCUAGUGUCAUUCAUGCUUGACCAGCCAACUAACUGCCUUUGUUGUGUUCAGUUCUGUUGCUUUUACUAUUAACACAAAAAUAGACGUAGCUUUUGAAACCCCGUUUAUUGUAGAGGUCCCCAAGGGGGAAGUCGUGCUGUGGAGAGAGAGAGUAAGCCGGGUCAGAAACAGACUUGUCCUCAGACAGCUGACCCUGGCUCCGACGAGGGCAGCCGCGCAGAAGUCGGGGGAGGAAUUUGCCAAAGAUCUGCCCCAGGACGUUGCCUGUCCAGUGUCUUCACCGUGAGAGUAGCCAAAGGUCCAGUGUGUUUCUUUCUUUUUCAUUUUUGUUUUUAAACUCCAGAGUUUUAAAAGUGCAUGUAAGAGUACGUGUGGUUUUCCAGCGAGCGGCCGGCACUGGCAGUUGCUCUGUGAUGUGCUCUCAGAAGGUUCGAUGCCCAGCGACCCCUGGAAGGCUUUGACACUCACCUCACUCUGUUGCUUCAUUUCCUUUUUGUUCUCCUGACAGCUGUGUCCCUGUGGGCAGUGUCUACGAAGUCAAGACACCUCGGUUUUGUGUUGGUUGAGCUGGCAGCUGCAAUCAGCUUUAUGCAAAUUUUAGGCAUGGCCCAUCUAGGGGCUCCUGGUUGGUGGCUGAUGGAGUGAGGGGAGGGAAAGGUGUCACCCCAAAAGCAAGCCCCUCUCGUUGGCUUUGGCCCGGCCAGACACUUAACAUCGUUUACGUGGUUCUGUGUAAUUAUAAAGUUUAUGUGUAAAAACGAAGCUGUUUCUGUGAAACUGUAUAUUUUGUAAAUAAAGAUAUUGCUACUUUGA
Messenger RNA from Phyllostomus hastatus (greater spear-nosed bat), 3563 nucleotides. RefSeq names its product PHD finger protein 13 (gene PHF13). The coding region runs from base 341 to 1243 and encodes 300 amino acids. Lineage: Eukaryota; Metazoa; Chordata; Mammalia; Chiroptera; Phyllostomidae. Gene Ontology annotation, biological process: mitotic chromosome condensation. The transcript has 4 exons. Gene Ontology annotation, molecular function: chromatin binding. The record is from RefSeq and is a predicted model, not a curated record.